Messenger RNA from Jaminaea rosea, 758 nucleotides. Its product is annotated as cutinase. The record is from RefSeq and is a predicted model, not a curated record. NCBI's taxonomy places the organism in Eukaryota, Fungi, Basidiomycota, Exobasidiomycetes, Microstromatales. The coding region runs from base 81 to 758 and encodes 225 amino acids. The transcript has 3 exons. Gene Ontology annotation, molecular function: hydrolase activity.
CAUGAUGUGGUAUAAAGGCGGCCUCAGCUGGAUGGAGAAGUCGAUUUGCCAGCAACCUAUCCACGCCCAUCCUCAUCGUCAUGAUCGCGUCCGCCCUCCUCCAGCUCACUGUCCUCGCCACUGCUGCCUUUGCCGCUCCCGUCCAGGAGCUCAAGGAGCGUGCCGGCUGCUCUGCUUACACCAUCAUCGACACCCGUGGUACGGGCGAGCUCCAAGGCCCCUCCGCCGGGUUCCGCACCAUGAACUCGCAGAUCCUCUCGGCCAUCCCAGGUGGCAAGGAGUACGACACCGUCUACCUUGCUGACUUCUCCCAGAACUCGGCGAUGGGCACCACCAACAUCGUCAACCAAGUCCAGAACACGCUCCGCUCGGACCCUUCGCACUGCUUCUUCCUCGAGGGCUACUCGCAGGGAGCUGCCGCUACCGUGGACGCCCUUCCCAAGCUCACCGGCGCCAACUUCGACGCAGUCAAGGGCGUCUUCCUCAUCGGCAACCCGCGCCACAAGCCCAAUCUCGCCUGCAACGUCGAUGCUUCCGGUGGCAAGACAACCGCUGGCGCCUCGGGACUGGCAGUCAUGCUCCAGACGAUUCCGGACAACUGGGUCAGCAAGACCAAGGACGUCUGCCUCGUUGGUGACGGAGUAUGCUUCACAGCCAGCGGCUUCGGGAUUACGCCGACGCACCUGACGUACCCAGGUAACUCGCAGGUCCAGACCAUGGGUGUGGCCUUUGCGAAGCAGGUGUUGCAGGGCUCGUAG